UUAAAAUUGAAUAAUGGAAACUCAGGAAUAUGAUGUUAUCGUUGUCGGGCUAGGAUGCGUAGGCCUCUCUGCUGCCUACUACUGCUCAAAUCAGGGCUUGAAAGUCCUAGGAGUUGAGAAAAAUGCAUCUUCUGGCGCGGUAUAUCACUAUUGUCACCUUUAGGCAGGAACUUCUUCCCAAGGAUACACUAGAACUUAUAGGUUCAAUGACGAAAAUCCUAUUAAAAAUGAAAUGAUGGGAAUUAGUAUGAAGAUCUGGAACGAAGCUAGUGAUAAGCUAAAAGCUCUUAAAAAUCAGGGAAGGACAGAGGAGCAUCGUAACAUUGAGCCUGAAUUACUCUUCCCUCUGGACUACCUUACAUAUGGAGAUAAGAACUCAUACUUUAUUUCCUGAAUGGUGAAGAACUAUCCAGAAAAGAAAUGGAUGAACUCUAAGGAAAUAGUCCAAAAAUACCCAGCUUUUGAGAACCUUCCAGAGGAUUAUGUCGGCAAUGUCUCUUAUGACGCAGGAAAUGUCAAAGUCAAGAAUGCUCUCAACGGCUUCAGGAUUCUUUCAGAGACAAAUGGAGCAGAUUUAAGGUACAAUUCAGAGGUUACUUCGUUUGAUAAAUCAUCAAUCACCUUGACAGAUGGGACUACUUUCACGGGGAGAAAUGUUGUCAUAUGCUGUGGGCCUUUUACUAUUGAUAAGUUUGAUAAAAAUUACACUAACGUAAAAGUAAUCCCCACUGAGACCAUCAAUUUUGGUGGUGACUUAUCUGAUCUUCCUGGAAUCUUCUACGAAUCCUCAGAGAAAUACAGCAUCUACAGCCUGAGGGAUAAGCAUGACUUCUCAUGCCAAAAGUUCGGAAUUCACGGUGAGAAAGACACUGAUUUAACAAUGGAGUGGGCUAAGGAGAGAAUUCCUAGCAAAGUCAAGGAAAUUAUUGGUAUUGAUGCUUGUUUUUACACAGUCACUGAAGGUCACGAGUUUAUCUACAAGACCAACCCUGACGGAGUUCAUUAUGGCUAUGGGUUAAAUGGAGAGGGAUUCAAGUACAUGCCUGCCCAUGGAAAGAUUAUCUAUGAUGGCUUGAUAACAGGUGAUGACACUACUUAUCUGAAACAACUCAAGGCUAAGAUUUAA
Molecule: messenger RNA, 1126 nt
Organism: Moneuplotes crassus
Lineage: Eukaryota; Ciliophora; Spirotrichea; Euplotida; Euplotidae
Source: the annotation of a GenBank genome assembly